Prinia subflava (tawny-flanked prinia) is the source of this 13348-nucleotide messenger RNA. It is a transcript of the gene OSBPL6, whose product is annotated as oxysterol binding protein like 6. Gene Ontology annotation, molecular function: cholesterol binding. The transcript has 23 exons. Gene Ontology annotation, cellular component: membrane; cytosol; intracellular membrane-bounded organelle. The coding region runs from base 229 to 2934 and encodes 901 amino acids. The record is from RefSeq and is a predicted model, not a curated record. NCBI's taxonomy places the organism in Eukaryota, Metazoa, Chordata, Aves, Passeriformes, Cisticolidae.
UGUCAGGCGGGCGGGGAGCUGCGGCGGGAGCGGCGGGGCGCAGCCUCCCGGGCCGCAGCGGGGAUGCGCCGCGGAUCCCGGCCAGGAGGUGCAGUUCAGCUGAGACUGACUUCCUCUUUGGCUGUCCAUAAACUGUGAAACAGAAGGAUGCAGAAGACUGUCUUCUUGCCCUGCCUCUUUUGUCCAUGAGUGAUAAGAGCACAAGAUCAUUAAUACAACUUUGCAAAGAUGAGUUCAGAGGAGAAGAGUAUAUCUCCAGCUCACAAAACAUCCACUCCAUCACAUAGAAGUGCCUCCUCCUCAUCAUCGUCUCAGAGAGACAGGAGGCAGAGUGUUCAUAUUUUGGAGCGAAAGGCCUCUUCAGGAAGCACAGACCCUUCUUUAAGCAAGCAGUUCCUUGAAAGUGAUCAUCUCUCUCUAUCCAAGGAACCUGACAGCUGGGAAAUCAUAGAAGGUCUGAAAAUAGGCCAGACCAAUGUCCAGAAACCAGAUAAACAUGAAGGUUUCAUGCUGAAGAAGAGAAAAUGGCCAUUAAAAGGUUGGCACAAGAGAUUUUUUGUCCUGGACAAUGGAAUGUUGAAAUAUUCAAAGUCACCAAUUGAUAUACAGAAAGGGAAGGUCCAUGGGAGCAUUGAUGUUGGUUUAUCAGUCAUGUCUAUUAAAAAAAAGGCUCGUAGAAUAGAUCUUGACACAGAAGAACACAUCUAUCACCUAAAGGUGAAAUCACAGGAUUCGUUUGAUGCGUGGGUUUCCAAGUUACGGCACCACCGGCUGUACCGUCAGAACGAGAUUGUGAGAUCUCCCAGGGAUGCCAGCUUCCAUAUAUUCCCCUCAGCAUCUACUACAGAGUCUUCUCCAGCUGCCAAUGUGUCGGAUGGAAAGGUGCAACAAAAUAACUUCCCCUGGCAGCCUCCUAUACCUUGCAGUAACAGCCUUCCUGUCACCUGCACUACUGGUCAGAGCAAAGUAGCAGCCUGGUUGCAGGACUCUGAAGAGAUGGACAGAUGUGCAGAAGAUCUUGCUCAUUGUCAGUCUAACCUUGUGGAACUCAGUAAACUUCUUCAAAAUUUAGAAAUACUACAGAGAACUCAGUCAGCACCAAAUUUCACAGACAUGCAGGUCCCUUUCAGUGCUACGAUGUCACCCGUUCGACUGCAUUCAUCCAACCCCAACCUUUGUGCAGACAUUGACUUUCAGGCUCCCCCGAGCCAUGUGACAGACCCUCUGGAGUGCUCUACUGAGUACAUGAAGCUCCAAGAAGAAUUCUGCUUGAUGGCACAAAAAGUGCAUUCUCUUUUGAAGUCUGCCUUUAACAGCAUAGCUAUAGAGAAGGAGAAGCUUAAGCAGAUUGUUUCAGAGCAGGAUCUUACAGGCCACAAUGCUCAAAUAGCUCACCUCAGACAGUCCCUCUCUCAGGCUCUCAACCAGAAUGCUGAACUAAGGAGUCGCUUGAACAGAAUACAUUCAGAAUCUGUUAUUUGUGAUCAGGUUGUCAGUGUAAAUAUUAUCCCUAGUCCUGAUGAGACAGGUGAACAGAUUCAUGUCAGUUUGCCACUGUCCCAGCAAGUUUCUAACGAAAGCAGGCUGUCUAUGUCUGAAUCUGUUUCAGAGUUCUUUGAUGCACAGGAAGUGCUCCUAUCUGCCAGCUCGUCAGAAAACGAGGCUUCUGAUGAUGAAUCUUAUAUCAGUGAUGUGAGUGACAAUAUAUCUGAGGACAACACCAGUGUUGCAGACAACAUUUCUCGGCAAAUUCUUAAUGGUGAGUUAACAGGAGGCGCAUUCAGAAAUGGACGGAGGACUUGUCUCCCAGCUCCCAGCCCCGACACCAGUAACAUCAAUCUGUGGAAUAUAUUGAGAAAUAACAUUGGCAAAGAUCUUUCCAAAGUAUCCAUGCCAGUUGAGCUAAAUGAACCUCUGAAUACCUUGCAACAUCUUUGUGAAGAGCUGGAAUACAGUGAGCUCUUGGACAAGGCUGCUGAAACAGAUGAUCCUUAUGAACGCAUGGUUCUCAUCGCUGCCUUUGCAGCAUCAGGCUAUGCCUCUACCUACUUUAGAGCAGGAAGCAAGCCAUUUAACCCAGUGCUUGGUGAAACUUAUGAAUGUAUUAGAGAAGACAAAGGAUUUCGAUUUUUCUCAGAGCAGGUUAGCCACCAUCCUCCCAUUUCAGCCUGUCACUGUGAAUCGAAAAACUUUGUGUUUUGGCAAGAUAUCAGGUGGAAAAACAAAUUCUGGGGGAAAUCAAUGGAAAUUCUGCCAGUUGGAACCUUGAAUGUGACUCUUCCAAAGUAUGGAGAUUACUAUGUCUGGAACAAAGUCACUACUUGCAUACACAAUAUUCUUAGUGGAAGGAGAUGGAUAGAGCACUACGGAGAGAUAACAAUCAGAAACACAAAAAGCAGUGUUUGUAUUUGUAAACUCACGUUUGUCAAGGUGAACUACUGGAAUUCAAAUGUAAAUGAGGUCCAGGGUGUUGUGAUAGAUCAAGAAGGGAAGGUGGUUCACCGCCUUUUUGGAAAGUGGCAUGAGGGCCUCUAUUGUGGAGUUGCACCUUCGGCCAAAUGCAUAUGGAGGCCAGGCUCCAUGCCAACCAACUACGAGCGUUAUUAUGGCUUCACAAGGUUUGCUAUUGAGCUCAAUGAAUUAGAUCCUUUACUGAAAGAUCUUCUUCCUGCAACAGAUGCACGAUUCAGGCCAGAUCAAAGGCUUCUGGAGGAAGGAAAUAUUGAAGCAGCAGCAUCUGAGAAACAAAGAAUAGAGGAACUCCAGAGAGCUCGGAGGCGGUACAUGGAAGAAAACGGCAUUGAAUAUGUACCCAAAUUUUUUAAGAAAGUUAUCGACGCAAAUCAGAGAGAAGCCUGGGUUACCAAUGAAACCUACUGGGAACUGCGAAAGGAUCCUGGCUUUAGUAAAGCAGACAUUCCUGUACUCUGGUAAACUGAGAAUGUAGACCUAGUAAACAUAUCACUCCGAAGGAAAAAAAAUAACUAUGCACAAUAUGUUUCUUAUAGCUAAGCGUGGUUUGUGGGUCUACGGAGAAACCAUAUCAUACGCAUUUAUAUUCAUCUUUAUAAUGGACUUUUGGAAGUGCAUUAGACCAGGCCCCUGACCACUUCUGGAUCUUUCUAAUUUUGCAGCAGUCAUCAAAACUUAAAAAAAAAAAAAAAAAACGAAAAAAACAACAAAAAAAAAAGGACAAAAAAGGAAACAGGAACCUUUGAAAGUUUCAUACGCUGAAAAUUCAGAAAUAAAGAAGCAGAUGAGUUAUCCAAAGUCACUUGGAAGAGUUGGUAAGCGCAAAACUGCAUCCGGUGCUUUAAACAGACAUUAAGAGUAAUAAAAUUUAAAUUAAAAAAAAAAAAAAGAAAGAAAAAGAGAAAAAAAUCCAUUUUGUUUCAACUAUUUUUGUUAAAAACUCUUGGGUCACAACACUGUCAUUUCUGGCUUCAGGUUAGUCCUUUGAUGUGAUGUGCUUGGACUGGCCUUUGUCAAAAAGAUAUGCUUUUCUGGAAGCUGUUCCCAUUCAUAUGCCAUUGUUCAUGCCUUAACAAAAUAUUAAGAUGUACAUUAAGUAAUUUUAAAAUAUCUAUGCUUAGGCUUGUGUGAAGGGCAGAUUUUUAAAGCUCUAGAAUUUUAUCACAAUAUAAAUACUGGAAGACCUGCAUUAUUUAAAAUCAGAAGAUAACCAAACAUCUAACUGUAUUUCAGAGGUAUGAGAUCUACUGUACAUGCUUUAGCUUUGGGAUGCUGACUGUAUAAUCAGACUGAAAAGGAACUGCUAGCUAGUUGAUUUUCAGUUUUGGUAAAUGUAUAUGAGUUGCUAGUCAGAAAGUUCAUAUUCUAAAUGACUGAUGCUGAGAUGCAGUCAUCGCAUUUAGCACUGGCUGGACAUAGACCUCUCAGUGAAUCUCAUUUUCCCAUAACUGUUUAUGCAAUUAGAAAUCCCUGAAGCUUUGCAACAGUGUUAAAAGCACAGAAAGAUUUCAUGCAAAGGUCUCUGGCUUCUCUCCAGAAUCUGGACAGUACUGUAAAUGCAGCUAUUUUCUGCCACACACACCAUUUAUUUUCCUGGCUUUGUUUUUUCCCCAUCCACUUUUCUUAUCUAAGUUUAUGUUUGUGAGUAUGGCAGAGGCUCCCACAUGUUACAGCUAACAACUUCUACUUGUGCUGCCAAAAGAGCUUUUGUGCAAAAUAUACUUUACAUUUUUUCAUAAAGCAGUUGUAUAUUUUUUGAUUAAAAACAAAGUCUCUUAUGUGUUGCUAAGCCUCAGUUAAUAUAAGUGGGAGAAGACUUGGCACUUUCUGUUUGAAAAUCUCUGAAACAUGAAACAGUAGGAGGGCAGAUCUUAAUAAAAGAAAAACCAGUAAUUUAUUAGAUAAGAGCUACAUUCCAUAUGGUAUGAUCUAGUCUUCCAUUUAUGCAUGUGUUAUACAUCCUGCCACUGAUGAUAGGUUAGAUUUCACAUACACAGAUUCUGUAUUCCUUUCUGCCCAUACAUGACAUACCAUUUUUCUAUUUAAGAUUGAUUCCAGUCCUGAGACCAAAAAUAAAAUUGCUAGAUAGGUAUGUGAUCUGCCAGCAGAGCUGUUUGAACAGUUGUCAGUGCAUCACCACACAUCCCCAGCUCUCAGCGUGCUUCUUCCUUUUUCAGAGUCACGUCCCUACACAACUGAGAUUACUUUGGUUAUUUAAUAUUAAUUUAGUUCUCCCUCUUGAUUGUAUAGCAAAGUAACUGGCAAAGUAACUAGCUGCUAAUCAGUUCCAAUUUCUUCACACAGUUGUUAUCAGAAAGAACUAUGAAAACCUACAGAAAAUAUUAAGUAGACUUCUUAUGAAUUGUGAAUGCUCAUGAAAUUUUUAUAAAAAUUUGGUGUAAAAAUCCCUGUGUAGAUUAAUGGAAUUUCUUCCAAAGAAUAUUAUCUUUCUCUUUCCUAGUUGAACCUAGUCUGAUUUAUUUGUAAUUUAGUUCUACAAUUGUUGUUAUAAGAAAAUGAAAAUAUAUCAAAGUUGGGUUUUAAAAUAAUAUUUGGUUAAGGUCAUUCUACUUGCUUUAAUAAUAUUACACAAGGAAUCGAAUUGGCACAUUGUGUGUAAAAUACCAAGUAAUUAUUCUAUGUAGUUUUCUUUAAAACCAACUCUAUUAAACAUUUACCCAUCUUUUGCUCCAGUCUUUGUGUGCAGUUCACCGUGGUAUUAGGAAGUAUUAUGUGUGUAUGACUGCAAGCACACUUGAGGGACAGAACUGCAUGUCCUCAAAUUUGUAAUUUAAAUACAGAAAGAAGGUCUUUAGUUUUACAGGACUUUGGCAGUGCUCUGUGAAUGCCAUUAUUUGCAACACAAACUGAAACUUGGAGGGCACUAAAAAUGCUAUCACUGAAUUGUUUUUUACAACUGUUUAUUUGAAACUCAUGGAAUGAAAAAUAAUGCUAACAUUUUUAAAAUCUAGAAAAUCUGUGAUAUGCUGUCAUUCUACUGAAGGUACUUUCUAAGCCAAGUGGAUGUUAAAUUAGUUAAUUAGUAAGCAGAAAAGACACAAAAUGAUGCAGCACAAGACAUUUGCAGUCUACAUCAGAAAUGAAAAAGUUCAAGCAGAUUUACCAUAAAGUAGUUUCUUAUAGGGCAGAAUUCUGUGUUCAGUGCAAAAUCUAUUAUUGUAUUUUUCCUCUAACAUUGGCAGACAUCAUGGAAUAUUUUGUGCUGUUUCUCAAGUGGAUAGGUACGAGGGCUUCUAUCCAAAGGAUAACUUUUAGUCAACCUGUGAUGUUUCACAGCACUGAGUGAGAGGGGAUGGUGAGUUUUACUCAUCUGAUGCCCUCAAUUCUGCAUGUAGUGCAGAAUUGAGUAUCCCAUGCUGCAAAGAGAGUGCACCACUGGCUGUUUUGGAGCAACCAAAACAACCUUUUCGUAAAUGCCUGCUGUUUUGGCAGGGUUGCUGCUCAGACAUCACUUCCCAGGAUGUGGGAUUUUUCUGCUCCAGGAGCAGAACUUUCCAUUUCUAUUGAAACUCACUCAUGAAGUGUUUCCUGGCCCAGUCCUCAAGCUGAGCAGUGUCCUUCUGGUUGAAGCUUUGCCAUUUGGCUUGCCAUCUCAUCCUGCUAAUUCGAUGUCAUCUGUGAGCUAGUUAUUGUGUAGCCCUAUGUCCUUGUCCAGGUCACUGGUGAGAAGUUGAUUGACAUGGCCACAGAACGCCCCUGCAGGGCUGUCCUCACUGCUGGCUGCCAGCAGGGCAUAAACCAUUGACCAGUGAGUGCCCUUCAAGCCUGGGAUUCAAGCAGUUUUCAGCCCAACUCACUCAUUCAUCCAGGCAGUAUUUCCUUUUGGAAGCAUGAAAAAUACUAUCCAGCUCAGUAGGUUUAAUUGCUAUAUGCUUGGUAAGUGUUGAAAAUGAGCAUAAAUCAUGUUUGACAUGUAAAACUUUUUAUGCAAUUUAAGAAGUUCUUUUGCUUCAGAGACAUAUGCUUUUCUCCUGUGUUUUCUCAAAACACUUAUUUCUGUAUAAAAAUACACAAUACUUAUGCUUUGGUUUCACAAUAAUGAGCUGUAAUUUUCAUUAAUAUUUUAAAAGUGUACCUUAAUUUCUUCCUUGUUCUGGUACUUUGGAUAUGAUAGUGUAAUAGUAGCUAUUUUCAUGAAAUGCAGUGUCUUACAAAGAUUCUUCUUUGUAAGAUAGCUUCAUUCUUAUUUUGGAUUAGUAUUAUCAAGAUGGUAGAGUUUUGCCAUAUUAAAAAUUUUUAUCUCCCUCAAAGAUGAUUUGAGUUGAUUUUCAUGAAGUAUCACUGUGAUUAAAAAGUCAUCUAGCACCCAUUCUAAUUUUAGACAGAUGUAAGUUGCAUGAAAUAAACUUUUUUGUAUUGGCUUUAAAAGUGUAAUUCCCACUAUAAUAGUCCUGACAUCAUCCAAAUAAUGUUACCCUUCUUUUUUCUCCUUUUGAACUUCUGACUCUGAAUAAGCCUGUUUGGCACCCGUGCAUUUUAUGUGAGUAGCACACGCCAGGUGUGUCAAGUACUGCAGUGUGUAAACAGCACAGUGUUGAAGGAUACAAUCCUUAAUUCCCUCCUGAGCACUAUCUGUGCUUUAUGGAGACAAAUGACACAAACCCUAAGGCAAACUGAGAGCCAGGGCUGGUCCUGCCCCUGUGGGCACCUGUGAGCCCCUCGCAUCUGGGCCGUGUCCUCUGUUCCCCAUGAGGGAAUGGCAUUUUCUCACCUCUCACCAGUGGGGCCCAGCACAAUUGCAGUCUUAGAUGGAGCUUCUCCUCAAAAAAUCAGAAUUUUUAGAAAUGCCUUGGUGGGGAGGAGAGGUUCAUCUGCAAUUGCACAAUAAACAAGAGGGCUGAAUAUAUCCACUCUCUGCUUUGCAAAACUUGCUCUCACUAGUAAAGGCCUGUUAGUAUAGGAAAGGUUUGUGUGCUCUCCUUGUUUUCCAGGAUUUUAGACAUUGUCUGGUGCAACAAUAAACAGUAGCUAUUUUACAUUGUUGGCUGCACUUGUAAUCUGAGGAAUGAAUAUUUUUAGAUGCCAUUAAUAAUAAUGGAGCUGCAUAAUUAAAGCAAAGGAGAGUUUUUCAGAUUAAAUCCAUCUGAAAGUGUAUUUGUAUUCAUAUGCUAAAAUGUUAGGAGGGGUUAAGCUAGGGAGUUUUGGCCACCUGGAGGAAUAAGAUUAAUAUUGACAAAAGUGUGUCAGAAACACUGGAAUGGCCUCAGUGGUAACCUUGUGUUACACACAGACCCAUGAGAAAGCUAAGGACAUUUGCUAUGUCAUAACCACUUACCUUGGCACCUACUGGGGCUGAAAAACACUGCCUUGUUUUCUUCUUUCUGUCUGUCAUUAAGUAACAGUCAUCAAACCAGUGUAAAACUUGAAUUUAUGCUUCAGUGCAUAUAUUGAUAAUUUCAAAGUGUAUUUAGUGUUAUACUACUUUUAGUAGUAUAAUUUUCUUCUUCUCUAUUCCUGGUUACUUUUAUGGUAAUUUGAGAACCAGUCAGUAUUUUCAUGAAGGGUGGGGGUUUUGUUUAUUUGUUUUUGUGGGUUUUUUUGUUUUUCAUGGAAGAAUCUAGACUGUAUUAAAAAAGGUAUGAUUAUUUCUGGUGAGAUUAUUUCCAUAAGCACCAUUACAACAGUGACUGGCACCCAGGAGAAUGCUGCAAAUCUGAGUAAGGUCAGAGAAAUUGCACAUUCACAACAAUUAAUCUUAUUUUUGUAUUAUAUAUUGUAAGGAAUCUACUUACAAAAGCAAAUACAUUACUUACCCUUAAACUAGGGUAUGUAAAACUUUUAUUAAAACCUUUAUUCAUUGACUUUAGUAUAAACUAUAAAUUUCUUUCAUUAAACUGAAAAGCAUCUUUAUGAAAGGAUUUUUAUACAGUUUCUUGCAAGUCUAAAAAGUAAUAUUGAUGUUCUUGUGUUUUAUCUCCUCCUUUAUCAAAUUUUGUGGCAUUAUAAACAUAAUAAACAUCAUGUCUAAUUUUUUUUUUAACUUUCCUUGCAAUCUUUGCCAGAACAAAAACCUCAGAAAAGAAAGGCAAGAGAGAGACGAUAAUGCAGAAUGGUUAAACUAAUCACAAAAGCUCUGUCAGUGUGAGAUGUAACAAAACAGAAAGUUUUCUAACGUGUAGGAAUUAAAAUGUCAGCAGAGCUGCUGAAUUAAUUUCAGGCUGGUUAUCUUAAUCCCAUUUUUCUUUCCACCGAUCCAUGACAGCAUGAAAAAAGGGAAGAUUGGAGACAUUUGCUCAGAAUUAAUGGUGAAGGUGAAGGGAAGUUUUUACUCAUUUUAUAAAUCAAAAAUGACUGUAGCCAGCGUUUGGCUGAAGAUGUCAUGGUAAUGUGGACAGGAAUGAGGGUUACAUAGUCUGAAUAUAUAAUCAGCAGUGUCUAAUAUGUUCUUUCUGACCUAUGAAUAAUUCAUUGAAGUAUGGUAAAGCUACUCAUUGGUAGCAAUGAUUCAACUGCUCCUGGAGCAAUGAUUCAGACUUUUCCUGUGAAACACUAAAACAUAUUUUCAUAUUGACUGCUACAUAUAAUGGUCUUCAUUAAUGAAAGAGGAUAUCUUAUGCUAGUGUAUAUGUAUGCAGAACAUCAGAACAUGAGGCGUGCAAAAUGGGAAGAGGUGAGAAAAUUCCUUCAGAAACUCAGAAGUGGGUAAAUUGUCUGAGAAUCAAAUGAUGUGCUCUACAAGAGCAGAACACAGUGGCAAAUAUUCAACCAGAACUGUUCUUCACUUAGCUACUUGCUUCUGGUGCCAGUCAGUGUAGUCACACAUGCACAUUUCUGUGUAGUCACACAUGCAGCCCCUUGUUCUGGAAUUGCAUCUCUUGCUAGGGUUGUGCUUGUGUCCCAAGGGUUGCUUUGUCAUGACUGCCAAGAAUAAUCAGUGGCUGAGUCAGGACUGCAAACUCAGAUUUCUUGUCAAGCAGUCCUGUGCUAAAUGCUCUCUCUUUCUUUGUUAAAGUCACCUGAACAAGGAAUAUUAUAACAGCAUUAACAUAGUGAAUCAAGGUUAAUCCUCAGUGUUUUCCAGGGAAAGGAAAAUCCAGGAUAGCUUAUUUAACUAUAUGGAAGAAACAGGGAUGAGAUGUUCUAUUAUCCUUGUAUUUGCUUAAUAUUUUAUAAAAUAUUUUGAGACUGGAUCACAACAAAUAUAUUACAAUUUCUUUAUCCCCUAUCUUGAAGUCAACAUUGAAAAUUGUCAUUCCAAUAUGAGGUUGGAAAAUAAGUUUAUUUAUUUUUUAAAAAAAGUGCUACUGGUAUUCUUUAUUAGUUGAGAUACAGUAUAGCAAAUUCAGAUAGCAAUAAAUUUUAUUUUCUGCGGAGUCUCACAGAAGACCUGACUGAGCAAAAAAUUAGUGCUGAUAAGUGUAUUUCAGAAUGCAGGCAAAAAUGCAAAAUAACGUCUAACCACUAAAAUUUCACCCUCAUGCCAAAAAAAAAAAAAAAAUCAGUGGGCUUUUCCAGUGGAAUUCUUCUUUGUAUAUAGAUUUGUGUCUGUAUUAUUUACUGUAAAAAAAGUAAGAAAUCAAGCUGUCAGCAUCUGAUGUCUGAAAUAUUUUUCUUCCCCAGAACUGUAUAGCAAAAUACCUGUUCUUUAUCUGUUACUGCGAGAUUGUCUGAAGGGAUAGUUUUAUUUAGUACAUGAAAAGCCAUCAUAAAAUGAAACUGCUGUGGUAUCAAGAAAGGUUAUUAUAUACAGUACAUAGUUCUAUACUACUAUUAUAAUUCUUUUCUGUAUAUAUUAUUUCUUGCAACCAGUAGCAAGACUCUUCUCUGGGUCUCUAUCUACUUUUCUUUGUAUAAUUAACUGGUGAUUUAUAAUUUCUCAGUAUUUCAACAGCAAAGAAUCCGUACUUUCUCUCACUUUUGCACAAAGCUAAUAUAAAUUGGGAAUAAUGUCACACUUUUUGGGGUGUGAUUAGAUCCCAUGCGCACAUGUAUGAAAUGUUAAUGUUAGUAUUUUUACCUUGCUUAGAUUCUGAGAAUGCCAUUGGAAGAAUAAGUUUUAGAUUAGUUGUCAUUUUUAUACUGCCUUACUGAGCUUCUUUGCUUUUAACAACCUUUCGGGUGGUAGAUUGCCCUGUGCUAAUUCUUUAGCAGGCCAAAAUGUCAGAACCUAAACAGCUAAAAGAGCAUUCUUUGCCAAUUGCUGGUCCAUGUGCUCAUUCUGAAAAAAACCAAGAAAAAUCAACUAUAUCUGUUGAUUCCUUGUACAUCUCUUUGGGUAGCUUACCUGUAAAAGGAGACCCUCAGAGUCGUUCUACUGUGAUUAUGCUAUUUUGUCAGGUACAAAGCAGAAAUUUGCUUUGUGGUUUUUAAGAGGAAUAUUAAGGCAAAAAGUUGCUUUUUAGAAGUAUAACUUCUUGAACCAGUGCUACCUUUGAGUAGUGUCUGUUUUAAAGGGAAAUAACAGACUGCAGUGAGAAAGGGUCUGAGUUCUUAGACCAGGGAUGUCAGAUAAUUUUUUUCUGUUGUUUGAAAGCAAUUGAAAAAAUUUACUUAAGGGAAAGAAAGACAGUGAGAAGCACUUAUGUACCUAGCUAACCAAAAGUUGCAGAAUGCAUUGUUUUUUGAGUACUUCAGUAUUAAACCUCACAAGCAGCACUCCCAAUUUUUUACUCAAAAGUUUGCUGUGGACUUCCAUGUUGAGGUGAUGAAUAAUAAGGUACUGGAAAAAAAAAAUCAGUAGCAUAAUUUCUAAAUAAUUCUAAGUAAUAGAAAAUUAAUUUGCAGAUAUUUGUAGUGAGAAUUAUAUAAGCCACUUAUAAUAUCGCCAUUUUUAAAAGCAUAAGUUUGUACAUUCAGUACAAUUACUGAAUGUACUUUAUAGUACAUUCAGUAAUUUAGCAUUAAAAAUAUUGUUAAUUGUUCUUGAUUUCCUGCAAAUGGAUUCAUCUGUUCUUGACUAUUCACAAUUUUGGGAUGUCUUCAUGAUGAUUCUUCUUUACAUCUUAUUGAUCCUGAUUCCAAAUAUGGGCUGAUUAUGCCUUUAAAAGCAAUUUUAUUGCUUGUGGUUAGUAAACAUCAGCAGCUGAGGAGCAAUACAGAAAGGAUGUAAUUUGUAUAUUCCAAAUCUAUAGACUUUUAUUUCACUGCAGGAGUUAAUCAGCAAUGCACAUCAGAUUUUUUUCCUGCUCCAUCUGCUUGGACUCUGACGUUACACAGGCAUCAAUGUACUUAGCAUUAACAUUGCAAACAGUUCUCAUUUAAAUCAGCUUAAAAGAUGUAGCUGCUUAAGUUCAAAUAAAAACACUUUCCAGUGCCAUUCCUAAGUGACAAUGUACCGGCUUACCUGGUUACCCCAGGUUUUGUAGCACUCCAUUUCUAAUUCCUACGUGCUUAAACAAAUGAGCACCUAUGCAGAGGCUGAGCUGCUGUUGGCACUCCAUUCCCCACUGAACCCAGUGAGCUUCCAGGUGAGUGGGUGAUCUAGCUGCCCAAAUCUAUUUCAGCUGUAGGCCUAAUGUGCAGACAAGCCUAGGUAUUUGACUAGUUGCCCUAAAGCUUAAUUUUGAACAUGUGUGCCCCGUUGUGGAAGAUAAAAUGUGUGAAAUACAGUUGGUUUGACUGCUUGCCACUCUGAGCAAUAUACUUGACUUUCCUUUGGCUCUCUUGCAUUUUGGAACCUCAUUCUGGAGCUUGUAGUUUUUAAAAGCAAGUUAACUUCAUGUCUCUGCAAAGCUCAAUUAGGUAUGACAUUUGGAAUAAAGAACAGUACAUUAAAACAAUUACAAUUCAUCAGAUUAUGUCUCAUUCUGGCAAGCUUAACUGUAAGAAUAUUUGCAAUCCCUGUUCCUGUUGCCCUAUACUUUCCCCAGGAUGGUGGCAGCCCAGAGCUGAGGGUUGCUAGUACUGCAUGCCAGUCAAAAAAGGAGUCUAAUCUUUGUGAUUUGUGGAGCAGGGGGUGGCAGAUUACGAGCACGCUCUUAACCUUAGCCUGGAAAAGGAUGAAUGUGAGAAAGUGCCUCUCUCGUCUAGGCUUUAGCACAUACAUAGAAUUGCUUUCUUUUAGUAUUUUGAGUUCUCUGGCUAGUUCUGAGAAUAAACCUAGCCAGAAAAGAGCAGUAAUAAAACAGUUUUAAGUUUCCAUGUGAUGCAGCUGCAACACUUAUUCUGUGUCUUUGCACUUGUAAGUUGGUUUUGAACGUCCUGUUGUAGUAAUCCAGAGAGCAGAUGGGGCCUCACACUGACUACCUCUCAUGCAAUAAAACCCAAGCUCAUUCAGUAGUUAAUGUUGAUUACAGUUGAGCAUCCUUUGGCCACACGAUUCAGGGAGGUGGUAGUGGGGGGAAUGGUAAACAAGAAAUAAUAAUAAAGACUUUAUUCCAGUGAUGUAUGUGGUAUGCUCGAUACCCAUAAUAUCAACUCCAGCUGAAGGAGGUCCUACAGCUUCUGGUAGGAAAUAAAAAAUGAAUUUGGCUAUGCUAUAGUUUUUGUUGUGCUCUAAAAUGUAACAAGAUGUUAUCUGUUUCCUUCAGGCUAAGUCAGAUUUUCCAGGAUAUUGUAUACAAAACACACACACAAUUCUAAUUUUUGAGGAAACAUGAUGCUCUUUUACCUGUUGCAAUGUAAUUGGAUAAUGCAUGUACAAAUGACUUGUGUAGCCUGCCAAUGAAUGUUGCUAAUGCCUUACCAAAAAAAAAAAAAAAAGAUAAAACAUAUUUUUUGUAUUUUUUUUUUCCUCAGAGGCAAAUCCAAACAAUGCUAGAUUUGGGAAACUGUUUACUGAAAAGCAUUUUCUAAUAGAUCUCUGAAGAAGUGCAAUUGUAUAAUUACUAUUGUUCAGUGCAUACAGUACAUUGUCUCCAUCACUCUGUACACUGCUGCUAUUAGUGCUUGUUCUAAUAAAUCUCAAUGUACACUG